This is a messenger RNA of Blastocystis hominis, 1013 nucleotides long. RefSeq lists its product as hypothetical. Gene Ontology annotation, cellular component: proteasome core complex. The transcript has 5 exons. Bases 45 to 1013 code for a protein of 322 amino acids. The record is from RefSeq and is a predicted model, not a curated record. Lineage: Eukaryota; Bigyra; Opalinata; Blastocystidae.
AAGCUAUUCACGAAGUAAGAAGAAACGAAUUUGAGCCUUAUGACAUGAAUGGUGGUACGGUAGCAGCAAUCGCUGGGAAAGAUUAUGUAAUAAUUGCAGCUGAUACUCGUCUAACACAAGGAUAUGAGAUACUGAGUCGAAAUGUGUCUCGUUUGCAUCCCCUCACAAGUGUGUGUGUAUUGGGAAAUGCUGGGUGCUGGACAGAUAUGACAACCUUACUUCGAACUCUGGAAUACGAUAUUAAAGAAUACAAAUAUAAUCAUCGCGAAGAAAUAUCAACAAGCGCCGUAGCUGCUCUUCUGAGCAACACGCUAUACAAUCGCCGUUUUUUCCCGAUCUAUGCGUUCAACGUUCUUUGUGGAUUGGAUGAAAACGGUCAAGGGGUUAUUUACAGCUACGACGCUAUCGGUUCGUUCGAGUUAAUGAAGUACGCAGUUCAGGGCUCUGCACAAAGCCACAUCAUUCCCAUUCUUGACAGCUGUGUAGCAAAGAAGAACCGAAACGAGCCCUACGUGGACUUGGAUCGCGAGGAAGCCCUGAAUCUGAUGAAGGAAGUGUUUACUGCGGGAACGGAGAGAGAAAAGGACACAGGCGAUCAGUUGGAGAUUCUGACGGUAACCGCUCACGGGAUCGAGAGAGAAGUAAUGGAAUUAAGGAAAGAUUUCUGUGUUUGUUUGAACUGGAGUUGGCAGAUUUCUAAAGUCAUGCAAAUUCACCAGGUUCUUUUCUUGGUGAUCUUCACCAUCCUCUCUGCUCUCUGGGUUUAUCAGUUCAAGCUGUUCAUUUAUGGACAAGUGGAGGAGAAAGCGCUGGAAACGAUCAAAAGAUGGGCAGCGCCUCCAGAAAGAGUGGAAGGUGUGUUUGUGUAUAGGAUUCUGGAAAGUGGUGAGCGUUUAGCAAACAUGACGUUCCUGUUGUUUUUUACUCUACGAAGGGGUUUGACACGAAGAAAGAAGUGCUAUUUUCCGUCCCGAGUACAGAGACGCCCCAUGAAGACGUUGUUCCAGAUAUAG